AGGCAAUCCACGUGACGUCAUCGCGUUUCCUGAGGACCGCAACCCAGCCCAACCGGAAGACAACUGAUGUGUUGUUGAUGCUAACUGGCUCAACACUGACUUUAUCUAACACAUUAAUAAAAUGCCAUUAUUUGAUGGGUUGGGAAGUGGAGGAGAGAAGACUGCCAUCGUUAUUGAUUUAGGAGCAGCUUACACAAAAUGUGGCUUUGCGGGGGAAACGGGGCCCAGGUUCAUAAUUCCGAGCGAGAUCCGGAAACCGGGACAGCAGCAGGCCAUCAAAGUUGUUCAGUACAACAUCAACACAGAAGAGCUUUAUGUCAUCCUCAAAGAGUUUAUCCAUUUAUUGUACUUCAGGCACCUGCUGGUGAACCCUCGAGACAGAAGAGUGGUCAUCAUCGAGUCCAUCCUCUGCCCGUCUCACUUCAGAGAGACGCUCACCAAGGUUUUCUUCAAACAGUUUGAGGUGCCCUCUGUGCUGUUUGCCCCAAGUCACCUCAUGGCCAUCAUGACUUUGGGCAUCAACUCUGCUCUUGUGAUGGACUGUGGCCACACAGAGACGCUGGUGCUACCUGUUUAUGAGUGCACUCCUAUUCUGCCAGCUUGGGAGGCCUUGCCUUUGGGAGGGAAAGCCAUCCAUAAAGAAUUAGAUGGACUUCUUGUGGAACUGUGCACUGUGGACACAGACACCACCACUGGGCAGAGUGUACCAGCUGCCAUUGGGACCAUCCCAGAGGAGACUGUGGAGGAUAUCAAGGUCAGAACAUGUUUUGUCAGUGACCUGCAGAGAGGUCUCAAGAUCCAGGAAGCCAAAUUUAACCUGGAUGGUACAGCUGAACGUCCAGCCCCUCCUCCAGAUGUUGAUUAUCCUCUGGAUGGUGAGAAAAUCCUGCACGUCAACGGAUCGAUCAGGGACUCUGUGAUGGAGAUCCUUUUUGAACAAGACAAUGAAGAGAAGAGCGUGGCCUCUCUGAUACUUGAUGCUCUGGUCAAGUGCCCCAUUGACACCCGUAAGGUGCUCUCGGAGAACCUGGUGGUGAUCGGAGGCACGGCCAUGCUGCCGGGUUUCCUGCACCGCCUGCUGGCGGAGAUACGCCUCCUUGUGGAGAAACCCAAGUACAGCGACGUGCUGGCCAGCAAGAGCUUGCGUAUACACGCUCCACCUGCCAAACCCAACUGCACCGCCUGGCUCGGAGGUGCUAUCUUCGGGGCGCUGCAGGACAUCCUGGGCAGCAGGUCGGUGUCACGAGACUACUACAACCAGACAGGCCGCAUCCCAGACUGGUGCUGCUUGAGCUCCCCUCCUCCUGAAUCUCUCUACGAAGCAGGAAAGACGCCUCCACCACUUAUGAAGAGAGCCUUCUCCACAGAGAAGUAGAAUGUGCAGUAACACAAUUCAAAUAAUGUACUCUCUUUUACUCGCCGUAAUAGAUCAGUUCAGUAAUCUUAAAUGUAACAUUUCAUGUGUUGACUACACGAAACAGCUGUCUAGUAGUCCCACGUACGUUGUUGUAUGCACCCACUGUGGGCUGUUUGACGAUCAGGUGAGCUGGUUUCUGACCUCACCAGACAGAACAGAUAUUGGGGAUUUUAGGUGGUUACAUUGAUAUUCUACAAGAAUCACGGUGUUAGAAUUUCAAAUAGGUUCUCCAGCCGUGUCUUUGGUUUCAUUUGAAGUCUCAUUGAGCAAGACUGAACCUAUACUCACUUUAACGCCACUUUGUUUUGGAUUUUGUUGGCAGAUGAUUACCAAAUUGAGCUUAAGUCAUCCAAUUGUCAGCAAAACUGCAGAAAAUGUUGCUAAACUUUGGAAAAAGCAGACAUUAUUCUAGUAGGGUGUGUGAUUAAGUGUGGUGAUCUGAGUGUUUUUUUACGGUAAUGUCCCAUGAAGUCCCCCCCCAAAAAAACAAACAAAAAACAUGUCACUUAUUUAUUAUAUCGCUGUGUUUAGCGGUUGUUGAACUCAAUAAAAUUCCUGUACACUCACACAGUUAUUCCAGCUAAUAACGGCUUUUCAUGUAAAAAUGUAGCACAUGUAACAGGAGGGUCAGAGAUAUGUGAGUCAGUGUUGAUCUGAACACAUCCACACUGUCCUGAGCGGUGGUCUGAUCAAGCUAAAUGAUUGAAACCACCUGUGUGUGUCAACCAUAGUAGUUGUUGUUGUUUACAGACUAAAACAUCUUCCAAACAAUGUCAUCUUGAUCUGUAACCUUUAAAUCCAACUACUGCAACAAAUAAAUAUUCAGAAUCUAAUCAGA
This is a messenger RNA of Sebastes umbrosus (honeycomb rockfish), 2255 nucleotides long. RefSeq names its product actin related protein 10 (gene actr10). The transcript is spliced from 13 exons. The record is from RefSeq and is a predicted model, not a curated record. The coding region runs from base 122 to 1375 and encodes 417 amino acids. NCBI's taxonomy places the organism in Eukaryota, Metazoa, Chordata, Actinopteri, Perciformes, Sebastidae. Gene Ontology annotation, biological process: retrograde axonal transport of mitochondrion.